CUUCAAAAUGGAGCAGACGGUAGAGAUUGUUUGACGUUUAUAUAGAUUUUGAAAAAAUCUAAUUUCUUGCCAUAUUUGCACUUGAUAAUGUCACAUACAAUAUUAUUGAUUCAACCUGGAAAACCUGAAACCAGGACUUAUUCAGAUUACGAAUCUGUCAAUCAAUGUAUGGAAGGUGUUUGUCACAUUUUUGAAGAGCAUCUAAAAUGCCGUAAUCCAAAUACGCCUUCCAUAACUUACGACAUCAGUCAACUUUUUGAUUUUAUUGAUCAGUUAGCUGACUUGAGUUGCUUAGUCUACCAAAGAAUAACAAAUACCUAUGCACCAUAUAAUAAAGACUGGAUUAAAGAAAAAAUUUAUAUAUUAUUAAGACGCCAAGCAAGAAACCAUCCACUAUAAAUAUUUUAUGCCUUUGUGAAUAUAUUAAUUAUACUAAUAUUAAUGACUUAUCUUAAUAUUGUGUUUUUUCGUUACUUGACAUAAAUUGUUAAUUACUGUUAUUUAUAUUUCUAAUGCUAAUUUAUCUAUUGAAAGUGUAUUUUAUAACUGUCGUAGAUACUUACAAAACAGUGCUAUCUAUUUAUUACUUUGCUUUAAAACCAAAGAAAUAAAAUAAACAUAAUUAAAUUUUAUUUUAAUUAAUAAAUAUUUUUUCUUUGAAAGAAAUGUUUUUAUAAUACUGAUUAUAGUUUAAAACAUUAAUUGUUUUUAUUAAACGCAAGCAAUCUCUGACUUACGUUAACUCAAACACGAGAGCCUUGCUCUUAAGAAUGAUAAAAACUUACUGCACAGUUAAAUUAUGAACAAUGCAUGACUUAAUUACACCUCCAUAUAUAGGGUGGCCCAAAAGUCAGUUAAUCAAGCUAUAAUUUUAAGAACAAUUAAGAUCUUCAUGCUAUUAUGUUAUUAUUUAUUAUUAGUUGCUUCUUUGGAACUGGUUUUAACUGUUUUUUAAAAUAUAUAUACAUCAGGGUAUAUUAUUAUAUUAUAUUAUAUACAUAAUAUAAUAUAAUAAUACAUAUUUGUGUCAGUACAGUGAAUUAGAUAUAUUUCUUAUUGUUUUUCUAAUUGUGCUUUUUAUCAAUGUAACUUAAAUUAGACAAUAAUAGGAGCCUUCAGUGAUGCAGGUUCAGUAUGUAAGGUGUAGGCUGAUGCAGCAUGUAAACAAGUUACAAACUUUGAAGGGGUUAAAUUAAUUCAUUUCAGAAUUAGAAGGGACAAUUGUUUUUGCAGGUAAAUCAUUUUAAAAAUGCAGUAUUUGUUAACAAGAAACACAUUUUGGCUCAUGUAAAACUUGAUUUAUUGCUUGUGUGUACAGAAUGGAAUGUUUAUAUAAGUCAGUUGAAUGUUUUUACAAUUAGAAUAUUUAACUAAGAAUUUUGUUGUUUAAGCAUGUGUUAAUAACAAUUAUAACAUAAAAAAAGUUAGAUAAAAUUUAUGCACGAUGCAUUUUCCAGUUUUGUUUAACUGUUUUUUAUAAAGAUAACUUUCGAAUAAUUCGCCUGUAAAAAUUUUUCACUCGGAAGUACAUAUUUAAAAUAUUAAAAAAGAAUUUUUAAGCCCAACGUAUAUGUUUUGAUGUAGAAGAAUUUUAUAUAUGUAUUCUUAUAUUAUUUCUGAUUAUUAACAGAAAGAAAUAACAAAAGUUAAU
Molecule: messenger RNA, 1651 nt
Organism: Centruroides sculpturatus (bark scorpion)
Lineage: Eukaryota; Metazoa; Arthropoda; Arachnida; Scorpiones; Buthidae
Product: enhancer of rudimentary homolog
Exons: 4
Coding region: 88-399 (103 amino acids)
Source: RefSeq, a predicted model, not a curated record